This is a messenger RNA of Talaromyces rugulosus, 1407 nucleotides long. RefSeq lists its product as uncharacterized. NCBI's taxonomy places the organism in Eukaryota, Fungi, Ascomycota, Eurotiomycetes, Eurotiales, Trichocomaceae. Gene Ontology annotation, molecular function: transmembrane transporter activity. Gene Ontology annotation, cellular component: membrane. The transcript has 4 exons. The record is from RefSeq and is a predicted model, not a curated record. Bases 1 to 1407 code for a protein of 468 amino acids. Gene Ontology annotation, biological process: transmembrane transport.
AUGGCCGAUAGCGAUCGUGAUGACAAGCACGAUGUCGAGAUCUCCCAAGCUAGCGAAACCGUGGUGCGGAAAAGGCUUCUGAGGAAGACGGACUUUCUCGUGCUGCCAGGACUAUGCAUCGCCUAUUUCACCAACACGCUUGACCGCGCGAACUUGGGAAAUGCAAAAACGGACGGUCUAGAGACAGACCUUGGUCUGGUUGGCAACCAGUACUCACUUUUGCUUGUUCUCUUCUACGUUCCCUAUGCUCUAUUUAAUGUUCCAUGGACCAUUGCCGCUAAGAGGUUCAAUCCAAAUGUGAUCAUCUCGCUCGCCAUUGGCGUUUGGGGAAUCUGCACCAUGGCAUCGACGGCGGCCACUAAUUUUGGUGGCAUUAUGGCCACGCGCAUUGUCAUGGGCGCAGCGGAGGCCGCCUAUAAGCCUUGCGAGGUGUACUACCUGACGCUGUUUUACACGCGUAGGGAGAUUGGUGUUCGAGUGUCUAUCAUCGGUCAGAUGGGGUUUAUUGCUGGUGCAGUCAGCGGACUCAUCUCCUGGAGUGUAUUCCGUUGGACAGGCGGGUUACAUGGCUGGCAAUAUCUGUUCCUGAUCGAAGGAUCUAUAACUGUAGCUGGCGCAGUCAUCCUCUUCUUCUUCGCCCCUCGAGGUGUACAGGCAAGCAAAUGGUAUUCCCGGGGUGAGAAAGAUCUGGCCAAGAAGCGUCUUGCCGAGGACACUGAAGAGCAGGACAACCGAUUUCGAUGGAACGAUGCCAAGGCACAGCUGCUGCAUUGGCCGACUUGGGCAUAUGCCUUUCUCGCGCUGAUGUAUGGCGUUGGCGUGGCGAGUAGCUCGAAUUUCUUGCCUACUCUCAUCAAACGCCUCACCAAAGACACAGUCAAGGCCAACCUCUACACAAUCGGGCCGAACCUGGUGGCCUCGGUGAUCCAAAUCUCAGCGACAUGGACAUCUGACCGUCUGCAACAGCGUGCCCUCGUCGCGUCCAGCACUAUCGUCGUCUCGCUGCUGGGCUGGAUUCUUCUCGGAACCCUCGACCUCGAGUCCCAUCCUAGUGUAGGCUACUUCUUGACUUUUCUUAUCACAGGUUUCACUUUUAUCCCCAGCAAUAUUAUCCCUGUAUGGCUGGCCUCCAAUGUCCCAACAACAACCGGCCGAGCCGUUGCCCUGGGACUGAACUAUAUGGCUAUGAAUAUAGCGGGUAUUUUCUCUUCGGUGUCGUUUCGCGCACAGGAUGCGCCUGUAUAUGUGCCUGCGCUGGUUACCUGUGGCGUGACCCAGGGCGUAUUCAUGUUGGCCUGUCUGGUUCUGAGGCAGUAUUAUGUCCAUUUGAACAAGAAGCUGGACAGUGGAGAAACACCUUGUGCGCCUGGCAUGGAAGGGCGGCCGGAUUAUCGAUAUGCUAUCUGA